GCGCAAAGAAUCCAGACGACAACCUCUUACACACGUUCAGUGCUGCUGUAGCCACCACUGGGUCGUUUAUUGAUUAUUAUUUCGCAGGUUUAUAAGUUUUGAGAUUUCUUAUCAUGUCUGGUAUUGAUGAAGUGAAGUCGGCGGGUAAUGUUCCGACAGACAUAAUGGUGGGCUUCAUAGGGGCGGGGCGGAUGGCCCAGGCUCUCGCUAGCGGCUUUAUCGCCUCAGGACUGGUUCGAGCAGGCAACAUCAGAGCAAGUGAUCCUGACCCGAAGUCUCUCAACUGUAUCAAGGAGCUCGGUGUAAAUGUGACACAGGACAACAAGGAAAUUGUCACUCGCAGCAGUUUGGUUGUCAUCGCUGUGAAGCCGCAAGUAGUUGAACCUGUGUUACAAGAAGUCUUCUCCGCUGUGUCUUCAAACAACCUUUUUAUGUCCAUAGCAAGUGGAAUCUCAAUAUCUACCAUAGAGCAGAAUCUGCCAAAAGGAACCCGAGUUCUGCGUGUGAUGCCCAACACACCUUCCUUGGUGAGGGCUGGGGCAGCGGUGGUGUCUCGGGGGUCGGCGGUGGAGGAGGGGGACACGUCACUGGUGACAUCACUGAUGAACAGUGUUGGACUGUGCGAGGAGAGCCAGGAGAUGCUGCUUGAUGUGGUGACAGGAGUCAGUGGCAGUGGUCCAGCAUAUGCAUUUGCAGCAAUAGAGGCUCUGUCAGACGGAGGGGUGAAGAUGGGGCUCCCCAGAGACCUGGCCAUGAAACUCGCAGCACAGACCAUGUUGGGAGCAGCCAAGAUGGUUCUCGAGUCUGGAAAACAUCCAGGUCAACUGAAAGAUGAAGUUUGCUCCCCAGGGGGCACCACCAUUGCUGCCAUGCAUAAACUAGAGAAAGCAGGGUUCAGGGGGGCCUUGAUUGAUGCGGUGGAAGCCGCGACACUACGAGCAAGGGAGCUAGGACAGAAGAAGUGAAACUGUACAUAAAGUUUUUAACAGAUUCAGCAUUGUUAUUCAAUAGUGGGUCUAGUCUAAUACUACCUGAGCAAGACCAAAUCCUGACACUAUGCACUUUGUAAAAUAACAUGGACUAAGGGCUAUAACUCUGAAUGCUCAAAAUCUUAAAACAUGUUUCUUUGUUGUUUAAUGACGCACUCAGCAAUAUUCCAGCUAAAUGGCGGCGGUCUGUAAAUAAUCAAAUCUGGCACAGACGGUCCAGUGAUUGACAUCAUGAGCAUCAAUCCACAUACCGGUAAUUAAGACAUGACGACUUGCAUCAAACAAGUCAGCAGGCCUGACCACCCGAGUUGCCUCUUUCGACAAGCAUGGGUUGCCUGUUACCGAUCCUCUACCCGGAUCAUAAUGGCUCCUGCAUUAGGUAUUGCUUUUUUCUUGAUGAGACUUAUUGGCUGGUGCUGUAUUGUCUAAGGGUUGAAGUUUCUAGAACUGUUAUAAUACAUCUUUUCGAGGCAAGAGUGUCCACUAGCCUUUUCAUCAGUCUUGUUUCCACCGAUGUGACAUCAAGCUCACUUUCCUGUGCUAAAUAUGGUUGGACUUUCACACUUAUCCAUAGUCCUAUUAGAGAACGUUUAAAAAAAUGUACAUCCAUGACUGAUACACCUUCGUGUGACUUACCGCUGUCUGUCUGUUGACACGAAUGUCUAUUACAUUUUUUAAAUCCCCCAACAAUUGCCUAGGUUUUUGUGUCAGGGAUGAAAUUGCAAAUGUUUUCGUUAUCUGAUCGACUAGGCCGUAGCCUGCUAUAUUAUUCGCCAUCUUUGAAGCUAUACGAGAUAAGAACAGCGACCUGAUUAGAUAUCGUUUUUUUUGGUAUAAGGGGCCAAAAAUGUGUCCUUGAUGUGGCAAGGGUAUAAACUAGGCUUUCAUAUGGGCUAGUAGACAAGCUUGCCUCCGGAAGAUGGUUAGAACAUGGAACUAGCCAGUGUGGAAAUGUAUCACCAGUGUGGAUAUCAUCUUCACAUGUAUGUCUGUGAGAAAUGUAUGGCAAGUGAUGCUCAUGCACAUUCACAAAGUUUAAUAUCUAUGACCAAGUGAAGAAUGAAUGUGAUAUUAAUAAAAUACAUUGAAACAAAGUUAUGCGUGGUAUCGUUUGAAAAACAGAAGAAUACAGAAGACAAAACAGCAACAGGAGGUGUUUGUAUAACAUGCAAAAUCAGAAACCACCCCAGGCCCACGUUGUCUUUAAUGCCCUUAAUUGUCCCACCAAAAACAUGCAUCAUGAACCAUUUUGACCUCACCAAUAUCUAUCUAUAUACACAUAUGAUCCUUAAUGUCGUCAAAUGCAGAACUACUCCGUCCUGUUCCUCCCGCAAGUUACGAGCACUUCUGGUUUGGCAAUAGACACCCAAUACAUUACAACCUUGAAACAAAGUGCUAUCCCUCUCGUUACCCAACAAAAGAUGUCAUAAGCAUAUGUAAAGUUAUGCUAUGAUACUGUAAAGAGUCAGAAUUAAAUGUUUGAACUUUGAAUGUCUUUCAAUGUGUGACUGACCUUGACAUUUGACGUGACCCUGCUCCGAUAAGUGCCCCCUGACCAACUUAUAGACCAAUCUCUACCUUAUCUUUAAACACCUCAUAUGGUACCUGAACAUUUUCAUAACAGUAUUUUCUUUUCAGUAUUGUGAUGUAUUACAGAAAAAAACAACCUCUUAAGUUUAUCAAAAUGUUUCGUCCUCCAAUGCUCAAUCUGAAAUGAAUACAACUUUUGUAGUUUGUCCUGCCUCAGGACAAGAAUACAUGUAUUUUAUGAAAUCAGAACCAGUCGAGAUUUUGAUGGUGAUUUUUCUUUUGUUUAAGUGGCGAGAUUUUUAAAAAUAGAUUUCAUAGACUGUUUAAGUUUUUGGUUCCCUCUUUUAAUAUGAUCCUAGAGAGCUUUUUAUGGCAAAUAUGGUAUAAAAGAAAGAGCCUGACAAGUGUUUCUUCUGGAACUGUUGCAUUGUUUUGCCGAUUUGUAUAUUAAAAACAGAACAUCCCAAAUAAAGUGUUGGUAUGUAUAUCA
Haliotis rufescens (red abalone) is the source of this 3009-nucleotide messenger RNA. RefSeq names its product pyrroline-5-carboxylate reductase 1, mitochondrial-like. The coding region runs from base 114 to 965 and encodes 283 amino acids. Gene Ontology annotation, molecular function: pyrroline-5-carboxylate reductase activity. Lineage: Eukaryota; Metazoa; Mollusca; Gastropoda; Lepetellida; Haliotidae. The record is from RefSeq and is a predicted model, not a curated record. Gene Ontology annotation, biological process: L-proline biosynthetic process. The transcript is spliced from 6 exons.